AUGAAUGUGCCGCCUUACAUUAUUGCCCAACUAGAGAAAGCGAAUGACGUCAUAAGACGACAAUCCGAGGAACUGGAUCGAUUUCGUUCAUGCGAUUUGCAAGUGGAAAAUCUCACUCUGCGCACCCAGCUUAUAGAGAUUGCUCAGCAGUAUCGGAACAGUCGCGACCGAUUUAUAGAGCAAGAGGUCUUGCUGUCCGAUCUGAAUCACGAGGUGAAGUGUCUAGCUCGUGAUAAAGAAACUUUGCAAGAACGAUGUGUCGAAUUAGAGAGGAAGUAUAAAAAAGCAAAGGCGUCGAGCAGAGAAUUUGAGAGGCUCGUUGAACUGGUUGAACCAAGCUCUUCAAAGACGGCAGAAGCAAUCUCAUUACUUGAUCAGUCUCGGAAGAAACACACAUCUUCAUUGAAAAAGUCAGGGGAUACUGUGGAUAAUUCUUUGCGGUUGUGUCUGGAGAGAUCAGAAAUCGAAAUUGAGGAUCUUCGUGUUCAACUGCAAAGGGAGAUUAAUAUAUCGAAGUCGUUACACGAUGAUCUCGAUAAAAGUCGCAAGUUGGUACUCGAGAGAGAUGAACAGAUUAAUGAAUUAGGUUGUAAACUACGAGCCGCUGAACUAAUGUGUCAACAGACCGAGGACCACUUGUCGCGCACCUCAACAGAUUUGGCUCUUGAACGAGCACGAUGUGAUGAGUUGACACUUUCUUUACAGGAGAGCGAAGGAUUACUAACCCAAACUCGAUCCGAUUGUCUUUCUUACGCAUUGGAAAAUCAACGACUUGCUGAGGAGAUAAGACAGGCUAAUCAGCAAAUCGUGUCCUAUAAGGCAAAAUUGGAUGCGCAAGGAGCUGAUUUAAUUGCGACGAAGAAGUCUCUGCGGGCUCUUCAACGGGACAUAGGCACGACGGUGUCAGAUGGUAUUACGGGUACAACUGAUAACAAAUAA
Angiostrongylus costaricensis is the source of this 939-nucleotide messenger RNA. NCBI's taxonomy places the organism in Eukaryota, Metazoa, Nematoda, Chromadorea, Rhabditida, Metastrongylidae. The record is from the annotation of a GenBank genome assembly.